This is a messenger RNA of Hypomesus transpacificus, 1523 nucleotides long. Its product is annotated as chloride channel protein 2-like. The record is from RefSeq and is a predicted model, not a curated record. NCBI's taxonomy places the organism in Eukaryota, Metazoa, Chordata, Actinopteri, Osmeriformes, Osmeridae. Gene Ontology annotation, biological process: chloride transport; transmembrane transport. Gene Ontology annotation, cellular component: membrane. Gene Ontology annotation, molecular function: voltage-gated chloride channel activity.
AUGGAGGAGGAGCUGGGAUCAGAGGAGACCACAGAGAGGACUGGGCUGUGUCUUCAGUGUGUGUCUCUCCUGUGUCUGGCUGUGUCUUCAGUGUGUGUCUCUCCUGUCCUCCAGUUCUGGAUGUCGGCCUUGGCGACCACCAUCCCUGUGCCCUGUGGAGCGUUCAUGCCCGUCUUUGUGAUUGGGGCAGCAUUUGGCCGUCUGGUUGGAGAAAGCAUGGCAGCCUGGUUUCCUGAUGGCAUCAACACAGAUGGAAUCAUUUACCCCAUCGUGCCAGGAGGCUAUGCUGUCGUGGGAGCGGCCGCUCUGUCCGGUGCUGUCACUCACACCGUGUCCACGGCGGUCAUCGUGUUUGAGCUGACGGGUCAGAUCUCACACAUCCUGCCCGUGAUGAUCGCUGUGAUCCUGGCCAACGCAGUGGCCCAGUCCCUGCAGCCCUCGCUGUACGACUCCAUCAUCAGGAUCAAGAAGCUGCCCUACCUGCCUGAGCUGGGCUGGGGCCACCAAGAGAAGUAUAACAUCCGUGUGGAAGACAUCAUGGUGAGGGAUGUGAGGUUCAUCACCCUCAACAGCUGCUACAGAGACCUGCAUGAUGUGCUGCUCGCUGGACAGCUCAAGACCCUGGCUCUGCUGGAGUCUGCAGAGUCCAUGAUCCUGCUGGGGUCCAUCGAGCGCGCACAGCUCCAGGCCCUGCUGGCCGAGCAGCUGGGUCGCCCCCGGCGACUGGAGUUCCUGAGGGAGAGGGCGCUGGCGGAGAAGAAGAGACGCCACUCCGUGGUGUCGCAAGCGGGCAGCGAGGACGGCAGCCAGAAGGUCAACCAGGAGGUCCGCUUCCAGAUCUCCACGGAGGAGUCUACCUUCAGCCCUGUCCGCACCCCUUCCCAGAAGCCCCUGAAGCCUGCUCUGAAGAGGCCCUCAGUGGUGGACCGUCCCACUGAGAUCCCCAUGCCCACCAGCCCCCAGGACAGCUCUGGCAUUGCCUUAAAGAGUCUCUUCUGUGUCAACCCUGAGACCGAAGUUGUGGAGGAUGACCAGGCUGUAGAUGACGACAUGACAAUCAGAGAGAUCGCAGAGUGGGAGGAGGAACAACUUGACGAGCAGGUCAACUUCAACAACUGCAAGAUUGACCCUGCCCCCUUUCAGCUGGUGGAGCGCACAUCGUUGCACAAGACCCACACCAUCUUCUCUCUGCUGGGCCUGGACCACGCCUACGUCACCAGCAUCGGACGCCUCAUCGGAGUCGUCUCUCUCAAAGAGCUGAGGAAGGCCAUCGAGGGCUCGGUGAACGUGAAGGGCGUGAAAGUGCGCCCCCCACUGGCCAGCUUCCGUGACAGCGGCACCAGCAGCAGCGAGAACGAGGCCACUGAGCUGCACAAACUGUGGGACCGCCACAAGUCCAUGUCCCUCCCCCGCGAACACACGCCCUCCGACUCGGAGGAAAAGUCCCAGUGAUGCGGACAGGACGGGAGGAGAAGGGGGGCACCGAGUCCCAGCAGGGGGGAAGAGGAAGGGGGGCACCAAGU